AUGACAGAAACAAAAAAUGCUUCAUUCCUAAUUGAUAUUUUCAACCGUACUGAACGGUGGCUUUCAGAUUCUACGGAAUGCCGGGAUAGUCCUGAGGGUGGAACCAGUUAUGACAAUCGUGCUUGGGGAUGGUGGGUAUCAAGGAAAGGACAGCCGAGGUUUUACUGGGGUGGUGCAGUUCCGGGCCUGCAGAAGUGCGCCUGUGGAGUUGAAGCUACGUGCACCGGAGACUCGGAUACAUGCAAUUGUGAUAGCACUGGCUCAAUCUCUCCACCACUGGUUGAUACCGGCUUGCUGACGUUUAAGGUGACUGUUCGGCUCACUCCAAAUUACUAA
Molecule: messenger RNA, 336 nt
Organism: Protopolystoma xenopodis
Lineage: Eukaryota; Metazoa; Platyhelminthes; Monogenea; Polystomatidea; Polystomatidae
Source: the annotation of a GenBank genome assembly